CGCGCCGGCCAGGGUCACGGGGCAGCAGCGUGGGCACACAGCCGAGCCGGCGCAGCAGCCGAGACCGCGAGUCCGGCCCGCCCAACUCCUUCUACGCCGACAACGGUGCGGGUGGUGCGCAGCUGCAGGCUCCCCUCGGUGCAGACUCGACUCUCGCUGCCCCGCUGCGCACCGACGACCCUGGCUUCGAUGAGCUCAUUGCCAAGCAGGCCGAGCAGAUUCGCCGCGAGCGCCAGAGCAAGCAGCUCAGGGAAAAGCAGGCCAGGGAGCGCAACGAGGGGCUCGAGGCUGAAGACCGCGUCGGCAACGGAGGCGUGCAGCUGGGCGGCGUGGCGCUGAGCAGGGCAAAGAGCAAGGGCAAGGAAAAGGACGAAGAGCCCCGCGCGGCGCUCAUCGGCAACGUCAUUGGCGAGGGGCACAGCAACUACGUGCUCAUGUACAACAUGCUGACCGGCAUUCGCAUCGGCGUCAGCCGUUGUCAGGCCAAGAUCAGGCGACCGCUCACGGACCUCGACUACACGGCCAAGCACAAGUUCACCUUUGACAUUGUCGGAAACGAGCUGACGCCAUCGGCAAAGUACGACUUCAAGUUCAAGGACUAUGCCCCCUGGGUCUUUCGCGAGCUGCGAGAGUACUUCCACCUCGACCCGGCCGACUACCUCCUGUCUUUGACUGCAAAAUACAUUCUCUCGGAGUUGGGCUCGCCGGGCAAGAGCGGCUCCUUCUUCUACUUUUCGCGCGACUACCGCUUCAUCAUCAAGACGAUCCGCCACGGCGAGCACAAGUUCCUGCGCAGCAUCCUCAAGGACUACCACGAGCACGUCAAGGCCAAUCCCCACACGCUCCUCUCCCGCUUCUACGGCCUGCACCGAGUCAAGCUGCCCCGGGGCAAAAAGAUCCAUUUCGUCAUUAUGAACAAUCUCUUCCCACCGCACCGCGACAUCCACGAGACGUACGACCUCAAGGGUUCCGCCGUUGGACGAGAAUACCCCGAGGAGAAGGCGGCGCAGAAGAAGGGCGCUGUGCUCAAGGAUCUCAACUGGAUCAAGCGGGGGCGUGAGCUGGAGCUGGGUCCGGAGAAGCGGGCCAUGUUCGAAGCGCAGAUCCGGAGCGACGUCGAGCUGCUCCAGAAGCUCAACAUCAUGGACUACAGCCUGCUCAUUGGCCUCCACGACAUGAAGCGCGGCAACAAGGAGAAUCUCCGCCAAGAUGCUCUGCAGGUUGUCCAGCCCGAGACAAACGCCGGUGCCUUGAAGCGGGAGCCGACGACGGGCAAGCGAGGCACCGAGAAGGAUGCCUUUGCGCUGCGUGCUGCCGUCCGUCGCUCGGACCCAAAGGCGCUCGGCUCCACUGCCACUGCUCGCCUGCCCGAACGCGAGACGUCGGACCGGCACCACUUUGUCUUUUACCAAGACGAAGGCGGCUUCCGUUCCACCAACGAAAACAACGAGGCCACCGACUGGGUCUACUACUUUGGCAUCAUCGACACCCUCACUCUCUACAACGGCGUCAAGCGUGGCGAGCACUAUUGGAAGAGCCUCACCAACAACUCGACAAUGAUCUCGGCCAUCCACCCGGUGCCCUACGGCAAGCGCUUCUGCAACUUUUUGUUCUCCGUCAUCCGUGGUGCCGACAAGAGUCAGCGCCCCAGGAUGGAGUAGAACCUUCUCUCAAUCUUUCCCUCCCCCUUCAUUACCAAUACCUUUUCCUACAGCAUUACAUUCUCCUAUCGUUCCAGUUAUCAUUUUUACCACUUGCUCGCAACACACUCCUUUUGGCCCACAUCUCCACGUCUGUGCACUCACCGCGGUCACUCUCUUCUCCACCACCACCACCAUCUCCUUCAUUCACACCACAUCAAGGAUCCUCUGUUUCCUUGCUUCGCUUCGUUGAUUGAGACAAUGUAAUUGCACAUGAUAGAGAAUUUUAAGUGCUCCAUAC
This is a messenger RNA of Acaromyces ingoldii, 1941 nucleotides long. RefSeq names its product SAICAR synthase-like protein. Bases 435 to 1661 code for a protein of 408 amino acids. Gene Ontology annotation, biological process: phosphatidylinositol metabolic process. The transcript has a single exon. The record is from RefSeq and is a predicted model, not a curated record. Gene Ontology annotation, molecular function: phosphatidylinositol kinase activity. NCBI's taxonomy places the organism in Eukaryota, Fungi, Basidiomycota, Exobasidiomycetes, Exobasidiales, Cryptobasidiaceae.